AUCCCCCUCAGAGCUGUGUUCCCUUCCACCCGGGCCGGAGUGACCUUGGUCCAAGAUGGCGGAGGCGAAGCCCAAGACCUCCCCCAAGUCCGUCAAGUUCCUCUUCGGGGGCCUGGCCGGGAUGGGGGCCACGGUGUUUGUGCAGCCGCUGGACCUGGUGAAGAACCGCAUGCAGCUGAGCGGGGAGGGCGCCAAGACCAAGGAGUACAAGACCAGCUUCCACGCCGUGGGCAGCAUCCUCCGCAACGAGGGCGUCCGGGGCAUCUACACCGGGCUGUCUGCCGGCCUCCUGCGCCAAGCCACGUACACCACGACACGGCUGGGCAUCUACACCAUCCUCUUUGAGAAGCUCACGGGGGCCGACGGCACGCCCCCCAACUUCUUCAUGAAGGCGCUGAUUGGCAUGACGGCGGGCGCCGUCGGGGCCUUUGUGGGCACGCCUGCUGAGGUGGCGCUCAUCCGGAUGACGGCGGACGGCAGGUUGCCUCCGGACCAGCGGAGGGGCUACUCGAACGUCUUCAACGCCUUGGUGCGGAUCACGCGAGAGGAGGGGGUGCCCACCCUCUGGAGGGGUUGUGUGCCCACAAUGGCCAGAGCGGUGGUCGUCAACGCGGCCCAGUUGGCCUCUUACUCCCAGUCCAAGCAGUUCCUCCUCGACUCCGGCUACUUCAAGGACAACAUCUUGUGCCACUUCUGCGCCAGCAUGAUCAGCGGCUUGGUCACCACGGCCGCCUCCAUGCCUGUGGACAUCGCCAAGACCAGGAUCCAGAACAUGCGGAUGAUCGACGGGAAGCCAGAGUACCGGAAUGGACUGGACGUGCUGCUGAAGGUGGUGCGCUACGAGGGCUUCUUCAGCCUGUGGAAGGGCUUCACCCCGUACUACGCCCGGCUGGGGCCCCACACCGUCCUGACCUUCAUCUUCUUGGAGCAGAUGAACAAGUUCUACAAGAAGUUCUUCCUCAGUGCCUGAUGUGGAUUUGGGGUGGGGAGGGGGACCCCAUGUUCGGGGCACACGGCACCCCUGUUUCUCUGAGGGGCAGCGGGAAAAGGAAUGGCGUGUGCCUGCGUGUGCGUGUCUCCAUCCACUGAUGGUGAGUUUGGGUUGUGGAGCGGGAGAGAGAGACGUUAUUUAUUAGGAGGGGGGCAACUCCGGGCAUUGCUGCUACCGCUGCUGCUUCCGUGGGAGGCUGCCUUGCCCCAAGCCAAACUGCCACCCCCUCCCAUUGCAUCUCACGAUGGUGCUUCACGGCCCCUCUUCUCCCCCAACGAUGCUUCCUGCUUAGUCAAACCAAUCAUGGUCUCCACCCCUGCGCCUGCCGCCAGUGAGGGAGGGAGGAUGAAGAAGAAGAAGAGGAGAGCAGGCCCAGGACCCUUUUGGGGGGAGGGGGCUCCACCAGCACAAAUAUGCUUUCAGGUGUUGGGAAUUGGGGGGUCUUGUCCUUGUCUCCUUUGGACGCUGGGAACCCCCACCUACGAUUGUAAAAGCAAUAUAAACUGUGAAAAGGAAGCCCCAGAGUGUAUUUUUCCCAACGUUUACCAUUUCGUCUUACUCCCCGCGCGGGUCAUGGAAACGUUGCGGCAGAAUUGAAUCAUCACAACAAUAAAAUGCUUCUGUUUUGAAAA
Anolis sagrei ordinatus is the source of this 1623-nucleotide messenger RNA. It is a transcript of the gene SLC25A11, whose product is annotated as solute carrier family 25 member 11. The record is from RefSeq and is a predicted model, not a curated record. Lineage: Eukaryota; Metazoa; Chordata; Lepidosauria; Squamata; Anolidae. Gene Ontology annotation, molecular function: transmembrane transporter activity. Gene Ontology annotation, biological process: transmembrane transport.